Messenger RNA from Cimex lectularius (bed bug), 902 nucleotides. RefSeq lists its product as uncharacterized. The record is from RefSeq and is a predicted model, not a curated record. NCBI's taxonomy places the organism in Eukaryota, Metazoa, Arthropoda, Insecta, Hemiptera, Cimicidae. The transcript is spliced from 3 exons. Bases 379 to 822 code for a protein of 147 amino acids.
UUAGAUUUUUCCUUAUACAGAUGUUUAGAUUUUUCCUUAUACAGUCUGAUCCUCUACUUUUCCUCUAGCCUUUGAUAAAGUCAAGGUGUUCUUAUAUGUUGGAGGUAGCUUGUACAUUCCGGUUAGAAUACAGAGAAGGAUGAUGAUGGAAUUUACAGUAGAGUCAGCAGUGUAAAUGGUAUACCGUACGGGAUCAAAAAUGCUCCCUUGAUGAGUCAGAUAUCUGAGAAUUCUUUGUUGCGUCUCAGUCUCAAACAGCGGUCAGUUUAAUAGGAUUGGAGGAUUUAAAAAAAAUGUUUGAAAUCAAUCAGCUGAUAAAAAAGUUACCGCGAUGUAAACUAGGUGCCAGAACAAGACACACACGCACAAGGGAAAACUAUGAACUGUUUCGACCAUUUCAACGAAUUCUUCAUCCAACGCUCAACACCUCAAGCGAAUAACAAAAUAACACUAUGGCAAGGCUUCAGCAUCCUUGGAGGGCAGAUAGACACUAUAGCCAUCUACGAAAAGGACGUUCUUAAAAUUGUCAUGAACAUUCCGACUGACCAUCUAGACAAGAUUUGGCUCCGAUUGGGCACGAAGAACAUAGACUUUUACACGAGCCGGAGCCGGGUGAUGAGGGAGAAAGACGUGACACAGUGUAGCAAAGAGGAAGUUAAAAGAUCGAUUAUGUUUCCAUUUCCUAUACAGCCGCUUUUUGCAGUCUGGGACGAAAAAGACAGCAUAGUCACCAUUACGAUACCCUGGCUGAAAGGAGAGGAGAAGAGCCUCUGCACGAAGUCUCUGCUCAAAGGGAGCGGUUGGUCAUGUUUCUUCCCUUAAAAUAAUUUUGUACUAUGCGUCCAAUGUUCUGUCAACAGUCUUGUCCAAAACAUUUCGCCUAAUUAUAAAGAUAAAACUUA